Dictyostelium discoideum AX4 is the source of this 2847-nucleotide messenger RNA. It is a transcript of the gene pldG, whose product is annotated as glycosylphosphatidylinositol phospholipase D. Gene Ontology annotation, molecular function: glycosylphosphatidylinositol phospholipase D activity. The transcript is spliced from 3 exons. The record is from RefSeq and is a predicted model, not a curated record. The coding region runs from base 1 to 2847 and encodes 948 amino acids. Gene Ontology annotation, biological process: cell adhesion. Gene Ontology annotation, cellular component: integrin complex; extracellular region. Lineage: Eukaryota; Evosea; Eumycetozoa; Dictyosteliales; Dictyosteliaceae.
AUGAAAAAUAAAAUAAUUUUAUUAUGGUUGUUAUUAAUAGUGAUCCUAUGUACAAUUUCAAAUGUAAAAGGAUGUGGUAUGACAACACAUAAUACAGUGGCAAGAAGAGCAUAUAACUUCUCAAGUUUUGAUGGUUUUGAACAAUAUCAAAAAUAUGUUUCAGAGAAUUUUGAUGUAUUUGAUGCAGGUGCAGCAUUCCCAGAUUUUGGAUAUGAUUGUGGUGGAUUAGCAAAUGAAUCAGAAGCAGCACAUUGGCCACCAUUUUUAAGAGCAGCAACUAAAUACUUAUUAGAAACUUAUCCCCAACCAUGGAGUUUGGAUGGUAUUAGAUUAGCAGUAUUUCUUUUAGGUGUAACUUCACAUCAAAUUGCUGAUAUUUCAUGGCAUUCAAUUGGUGGUAUUCAACAAGGUUUAAUUCGUGCUAUGGCAGGUCAAGAUUUUAAUGGUACUUAUGAAUUAGCUCAUGGCAAUGCUGAUGAAGGUGGUGAAUUUGAAUUAGCUUAUAAUUAUGAUUUAUCUUGGUUAUCUGAUAAAUGGUAUGUGCCAAUUACAGAUAUAAAGAAUAUUUUUCAUUCAAUGAAUUAUCCAAGAGUUGAUGAUGAAAAUUUAUUAAGAUGUAAUGCAAUAUUGUAUGCUGGUGCAAUGGGUGUUAAGAUUGGUGGUAGAUUUUUCUAUCCUGAAAUUGCAAAGAAAUCACCAUUCUUGGUUGACCAUUAUCAAGAUUAUUUCAUUGGUGGUUUGGAUGAUAUGUCAAUUUGGACAUCAUAUUGUUGGCCAGUAUUAAUGGGUUGGAUGGAUGGCGAAGAUAUUGGUGAUUUUUGUUUUAUUCAACCUGAUCCAAAUAAUGAUGAUGACAAUCAACAUUUACGUUUACAUCAUAAACAUUCAAUAUUAAAAAAUGGUUCAAAAAUUAAAGAAGCAUUAUCAAAAUCAAUUUUAAAUGAAAUGAAAAUUACAAAUAAUGGUAAAGGUGUAACUUUUUCAUUACCAAAUUCAAUGGAAAAAGCAAUUAAUCAAGUUUUAAAUAAAUUUAAUCAAAAUCCAAUUGGCACAUUAUUAGAAAAAUAUUUACCAAAUUUAUUUAAUAAUAAAAAUAAAUUUUAUCAAGAAAAUGAAAAUGAACAAUAUAAUCAUGAUGAGGAGGAAUUAAAUAUUAUUGAUAUUGAUAUUGAUAUUGAAGAAGAAGAACAAGAAGAAGAAGAAGAUAAACCAAUUAGAAUGUUAUCAAAGAAUAAUAAUUUUAAAAAUUAUGAAUAUUUAAAUGAUAAAAAGAAAUCAUCAUCGUCAAAAUUAAAAAAUAAAUCUAAAAAGAAUAUAAUUAAAUUAAAUUCAGAUUCAAAUGAUUUAGGAACUAAUUUUACAACUAUUUAUGGUCAAAAUAUGUAUUCUUAUUUUGGUAAAGAUAUUAGAAGCAAAGAUUUGAAUGGUGAUGGAUUUGAUGAUUUAAUUAUAUCAUCACCAGGUUUUGGUGUGCCAGGUUCAAUGCAAACUGGUUGUGUUUAUUAUAUCAUUUCAAAUGGAAGUAGUGUUACAAUUGAUGGUGGUAGUGGUUUCACAUCAGAGUUUGAUAUUGAUCAAGUUGCAACUGGUAAACUUUGUGGUAAUGAAACUCAUGCAAAAUUUGGGUGGAAUAUUGAUGUAUUAGAUUUUAAUUUAGAUGGUAUUUUUGAUAUUAUUAUUGGUGCACCAUCUUCAUCCAAUGCAAAUCUACAAUAUUUAGGUAUGAUAUAUAUUUAUCUUGGUGAAAAGAACAACCCUGCUGGUGAAUGGAGUACAGAAUCUGAUUUACCAAGUAUAACCAUUCAAGGUAUUGAAUAUGCUGAUACUAUUGGUACAGUUUUAAGAGUUGCCGAUUGUAAUGCCGAUUCAAAUGCAGAUUUAAUACUUGGUUCACCACAUUCUGCUGGUGGUGGUACUCAACGUGGAACAGUUCAAAUAUUUUAUUCAUCAAAAAAGAGAAUCUCUGGUAUUCCAAUUAGUUUAAAUGAUGCAGAUUAUUAUGGACAUGGUGAAGUUGAUUAUGAAUGGUUUGGUUAUGAAAUUAAGGUUGCAGGUCAAGGUGAUAGUUCAACAUUGUUGGUUGGUUCACCAAAUUAUCAUGAUGAAGAGACAGCAAUUGUGAAUAUUGGUAAAAUCACAUCGUUCCCAUAUAAUGUAAAUUUAAAUUCCUUUGAUUUAAAUCCAAAGUUUGUUAUGGUUGGUGUUAAUAAAAAUGAUAAACUUGGCUAUAGUUAUAAUAUGGUAAAUGGCUCUUUAUUUGGUUUGGAUAAUGUCAAUGAUAUUAUGGUACUUUCAUUACCAACGAGAGGAUUUGGUGAUGAUUUCGACCAAGUUGGUGAGGUGGUAUUAAUUGAUAUCGAUAAUCUAUCAGGUUUCGUCGAGAUUAAGAAUGUAAAUCUUUUACUCUCUAUUAAAGGUACAACCAAAUAUUCAAGAUUUGGUGAAAGUUUAUUAAUUGGUAAAUUAGAAUCAACUGAUGAAUUUGCUCGUCUAUUCGUUGGUGCUCCAUUAUGGACCGAUUCAAUCGAUACUGGUCCUGGUUGUGUUUUCACUUUCUUACCAAAUCAACACCUUACAAAUGAUCCUGCAGUUUUAAAACAAAAUAUAAUUAAUAAUACACCAGUGGUUAUCUAUGAUUCAACUCAUAGUAUCAAAACUUUUAGAAUUGACGAUGACAGUGGUAGUAGUGGUGGUAGAUCAUUCAAUAAUAAAAGAAAAGAUAGUAGAUUCGGUUUUAGAAUACUUUUAUCCGAUUUUAAUAAUGAUGGUAAAAAUGAUUUAAUAGUUAGUGCCGAUCGUGAUUCUUCAAAAAUAUUAGAAGGUGGAUCAAUUAAUAUAUUUCAAUAA